AUGUUACAGAAGAAAGAUCACUGUGGAGCGUGUGGUAGCAUUAGAAACCCCCAGUGGAGUAAAGUCACUGAGAUCAAGCCGAAAAAAAGCAAGCCUUUAACCUCUGGAUCGGCAUCUGCGGGUGCCACGGUGUAUAAGUGUUUACGCUGCUGCCAGAGGACAGUACUACCUCGAAGGAAAUCAAGGAAUCCUAUCUCGAAACCUUCGUCUAGAGGAGCUACGGCUACGUCUACUCGGGGGUCAACUCCUGUAGGGAUUGACGUGAAAGGGUCGACACAGGUGUCAGCAGAUCCCAAGGCAGGCGAGAACCAAAGCAGCAAGAAGAGAGCCAAAGCAAGAAAACAAGGUGGUCUUCAAGCUCUUCUAGCCUCCAAACAACGUGCUCAACCCUCACUCGAUUUGCUCGACUUUUUGCAGUAG
Penicillium expansum is the source of this 420-nucleotide messenger RNA. RefSeq lists its product as uncharacterized. The record is from RefSeq and is a predicted model, not a curated record. The transcript has a single exon. NCBI's taxonomy places the organism in Eukaryota, Fungi, Ascomycota, Eurotiomycetes, Eurotiales, Aspergillaceae. Bases 1 to 420 code for a protein of 139 amino acids.